CUGUGGAAGAGCUUUAGUUUGCUAGAAAGUUUAUAACAUUGUUAAAAUAACAUUAGGAGAAGUUUCCAAAAAGUGACAGUAACAGCAGGACAACCUUCUGUAGUUAAAAAUUGUCAUGUUUGCAGGAUAAACUUUUAAUAGUUUAUUAUGCACUAAAUUCACUGUUUUGAAAGAUGCAAGAGUGGGUGGUUUUUUGUUUUUGUUUUUAUUUUUUUAAUGUUCCUCAGCAGCUGUUUAUAACUGUAUGGAAUCUUACUGUAGCCAUUUUUAAAGAAGUUUGUUCUUUCUGAAGGUUAGAUGCAGUAAGCGGAAAUGCCCAGACAAGACAUCUAGAUUUCUGCAAAGUAUAGUGCACUUGGAAAAUAUGUGAGACCUUGUAGAGUGCAAAGAAUAGAUAAGCUUGUAAAUUCAUAGCCUAAAGCUGUUAAAUCUAUUACGUGACUUAAUUUAAAGUUUUGAGUUCAUAAUCUGCACGAGAAAGUAAGUAUUUUCAUUUAAGAAAAUACUCUUCUGAAUUAAUUCUUACAGAAAAUACAGGCUGCAUGAUUGUUCGUAUAUUUUUUCCCCGAAAUUUAAUCUAAUUUUUCUUUAAUUGUUUUAUUCACUUCUUAUUUUUCAGGAGUCUUUGAAAAAUCCUUAGUGGUCAUGACAUUGUUACAAGUGACAUAAAUUAGCCAGUGGCUCAGAAUGAUGGAUACCCAGAAGACUACAAAUGGUUUGCAAGUGAUUGGAGAAGGGACUGGUAUAGGGAAAUCGACACUCCACAUGGUGGGGUAUUUGGGAAAAAACUGUAAUCCUCUGGAAAUAACUGCACAUGAGUAUUGUCCAGUCUGCAAAGAGAAGGGCCAGAUCCAAGUUUUACGGACUUACCGCAUUAACUUUCAAGAGUCCAUUUUUCUUUGUGGAAAUCCUCAGUGUAUCUACCCACUUGGCUAUAAACCAUUAAACAGCAUAAUUACUUCUGCUGAUUCAGAAAAUCAUCACAUUCCAUCUACUCAUAAGAAAAGGAGAUUGUGUGAUAUCAGUGACUUUUCUUCUGUUGAAUCACAUCCAAAAAAAGCAAGAACUAAUAAUGUCGUAAAUGUUGAGAACACUAUUAAUACAGACCCUGUUGUCAAAUGCUAUCAGAAUAGCUUAUGUAUUCCCAAGUCAAGCCUACUUGAUGUGUUACAAAAUGACCAGCAAAAACCUGUUAACAAUGUGGAGUCCUACAUGCAGAAGGUGGAUUUUGAAACGACCACCAACGCUAACAACUCUCAAGAAAGUCCUCCUAAGAUUUCUAGUCCAAGAACACAACUCUUGCCAAAUUCUGAACUUUGCUCAACAACAUCUGAAAUUUUGCUCAAAGGUGAUAAAAGUUCCACUAAUAACACCGAUUUAUGUCUUCAGUGGAGAAACAUGCAUAAUCUUUGUUGGUUAGAUUGUAUUUUGUCAGCACUGGUACACUUAGAAACAUUAAAAUUUGCUCUAGCAGAAGAACAUCGUUAUGGAAAAUGUUUACUCCAGAAACUCUUAACAAAAUAUAAUCAAGCAACUGUGCUUCUGAAUAGCUGUAAAAGGAGUAAAGUAAAAGAUGUUCUUCCAAAAGCAGAAUCUCAUCUCAAUGAAAUCAGAAACAGAAUGUUUACUCAGCUUCAGCCUCAGCUUAAGUGUGAAUUGGGUAAGAAGGAGAGUCCAGUGUUUGCACUCCCUCUACUCUUACAGCAGGAUCAACAAGCUGAGAAACUAUUCUUGCAUUCAUUUUCAUGGAAGUUUGAAUGUGAAUGUUGUGGCUACAAAUACCAGGAUCGAUUUAGGAAAACACUAACAACAUUCACAAAUACAAUCCCUGAUUGGCAUCCACUUAACGCUGUUCAUGUUGGACCAUGUAAUAACUGUAGUGAUAGAUCUCAAAGGAGACAGAUGAUUUUGGAAAAAGUACCCUCAAUAUUAAUGCUACAUUUUGUAGAAGGCUUGCCCCAUAACAACCUGAAGAACUAUUCAUUUCGGUUUGAAGACAACACCUACCAAAUAACAGGUGUUGUUCAGUAUCAAACAGAGAAGCAGCACUUCAUAACCUGGUCUUUGAAUCCUGAUGGAACUUGGCUUGAAUGUGAUGAUUUAAAGGGUCCAUAUUGCAAGAGACAUGAAAGAUUUGAAGUUCCUCCUUCAGAGAUUCAUAUUGUUAUCUGGGAAAAGAAAACAACCCAUGUGCCAGAAGAACUGAAUUCACAGUUCCAGAGUAAAAAUAUUGAAGAAUUUCCUCUUGAUAGUGUACAGUUAAAUUCCGCAGUGUUGCAUUGUGGUUUUGAUAACACUGUAGACAAAACACCUGCAAAACAUUGCAAAGAGGAUUCUGUGAGAACUCCAGAUAAGAAACAGCAGCGGAUAGCUGAGGAUGAAACUAGUGUUCAUCAUGGUUUAGAAAAUCCAGCACAUGAUGAUCUUGUAACACUGAUGCUUGAAGAAAUUCAAGUUGACUCAGAAGGUAAACCGCUGUCGAAUGGACAGAUGGUGGGUAGUAACCUUGCUGUUGAAAUGGGCACACUGCAACAGGGGGAAUUAGCUUUUUCACCUAACACUCCAUAUACAGGAGAGUUUGCUGGAACUAGUCUAGCUAUGAACAACAAAUGCACAUUAUAUGAAAAAUCCAGCGUUUGCUUGCCUGUAGAAGACUUGAACCCAGCAGAUACUACUCCUCCUGUGCCCAAAACCCAUGACCCUGACCCAUCUGACUCAUCGUUUGCUCAAAGAACAGAUGACAGAACUAAUUCAUGUAACAGAAAACAUAGAUUAAAUUCAGAACUACAGCUAAACAAUAAGUUGUCACCAGUAGAGAAUAUUACGCAAAAAUCACCUGACUUGAAAGAUGCAAGCAAAAUUGUAGUUAAUUCUCAGGUUGCCAAUUCUUCUGCUGCCAGUAAUUCCUUUCAGCCUUUGCACAAAGACCAAAAACGAGGAUUUGUAGGAAGCUGGGUAAAGAAAUUAUUAAGCAAGAAUACUUCUUUUAUGCCUUCAAGUGCCUCAACUCUCAAGAAUGAGAGAAGUUGCAAAACUCCCUCAAUGCAAAAAAUAAGUGAAGUGCGGUUGCCGGUUAAGGGAGCAAGUAACUUUGGUGGAUUUCAAAGCAGAGGUACAAACAAAACAGUGGUUCCUCAGAGUAAUAAUACUCAUCCUUUAUCAAAUUUCAAAGGAUUUUCUCAAAGUUCUUCUCUUCCAACAGCAACUCAUACCACUAUUGAAGGUCCAACUUGGAAUAAGUCAGGAAGUACGUUGGGUUCCUCAGGUAAAGUGACUCAGUUCCAUUCACCUAGCUGUAACUCUGGGAAGGCAGAAGAGUCAGAUAGUGACAAAACAAAAAAACUUCGCCUAAAACUGUUAAAAAAACUUAAUGCUAAAAAGAAGAAGUUGGCUUCACUGGAUAGACUAGCAGUGGAACAGAUGAAACAUGAAAAACCUGUUAGUGGAGAUGUAAGCACCCCAUCACAGAUUGAAUCUCACAAUGACAGUGAAUUAUUGCAGAGCUUUUUAAGGGAACUGCAGUAUCAGAUUGAUGUCACAGAUAAUGAAUCUGAAUUUCAUGCAAAUUCUGUAUCAGGGUGCACUAGCCAUAAUAACAAUGAUGAAAUACUGGCAGAGUUACUGUCCCCUACUUCAACUGUUGCUUCCUUAGAGGCUCCAAAAAGUGGAGAUGAAUGUAUGUACAUGGAAAUGGUGGAUAGCAGUGUUGCAACAACAGCAUCUGAUGAGAAGACCAGUGUGCCGCAUGCAGCAAUGACAAGUGAGGACCACAAUUAUUACAGUCCUGUAAAGGACAGUAAUUCAGAACUUCAUAUCAUAAGCAAACCCAGUGUGAAGAAACUUGCUUUUGAAAGUCCUACAAGGGAAGAUAUCCUUGAAGAUCUGUUCUCCAUUUCAGCACCAAGCUCAAUGGCAGGUGACAUAGAUUUACCUCAUUUUGAUGAAACUCUGUUUGAAACUUGGUAAAUAUUCGGUUUCUUGGUUUUAAGUAUUUUUCAAUAUUAUGUAUAUUUUGAAACAAAGCACUAUUAAAUUAUGUUUUCUAACUAAUUUAAUUGCACACUGGCUGUACUUGAACAAUUUACAUUUGAGGUAUUUUUUUCUUAAAAUUUUGUUGCAGCAGACAAGGUUUUAAUGCAUUUUAUUUUUCUGAGAAGCAGUUAUUUUAGCUGUCAGAUAUGAUGAUUUUUAAUUAAAAGCUCCUGUGAGUCUUAAUUUUUGCUGCUUUUAAUAUGGAAAACUUACCCAUAUUCUACUGAGUUUGAGAAAUAAUAAACUUCAGUAGUCUUGAUGAUGUAAUGAUGUAAGAAAUAUUAUUUAGGUAGUAGAGAUUUAUUUUACAGGAUCACCCAACUCCUGAAGUCUUUUUGUCCGACAUUUAAAAAAAAAAAAAAAAGUACCUUCUGUAAUCAGGGACGUUUGCAUCCUUUGAUAGAAAGAUCAUUUGCAACACUAAACUCGAGGCUGGUAUUCUGUUAGGAACUCUACUCUUUUCAGAAUUACUGUUCAGUAAGCCCACCCUCAUGUAUACACCCCUUGGAUCCAAGGAAGGAUGGAAACAUGCUAGAAAUUUUCCUUUUUAAAGUUAUGACACGUACUGACUUUUCAUCUGGGUAACUGAAAAUAUAAUUUGGCAGAAUAUUCUUCUGAGCCAGGUUAUUUUUUAAGUAAAAUUAAUAAGAUUUGAGCCGGAGUUUGCCGCACUAAGAAAGAAUAUCAGAUGUGACUUUUAGUUAUGCGUAGGUGCAAAUUCACUAAUAAAAGAAUUAAAGUUAACUGUAAGUUAGCACCUAUUUCUGUUGCCACUAGGAGUUUUUCAUGGCUAGAGCAGUGUACUCCGGUCCAUGUGUGAGAGUGCCAAGGAAAGGCAAGAUCAAUAGAAGAAGGUAAUGGAAAAGAUAGCAAAACAGCAGUGAGUAAGCAGAGGGAUUCACAUCUUGGUGGUUCUGGAUUUGUAUAGCUUUCAUUUUGCUAGAUGGGAGUCUUUUUUAAAUUCAUAGAUGCAGAGCUGAGGGUAUUAUAUGCUAAAUUAGAUUAGCUGUACAUUUUUAUUGUACUUUGAAAUAACAAGGAUUUUAUCAGCAAGUCUUUGUUUCAGCCAUUUUUAGAGGUAUUCUGCAUUUUUUUGUUGUUUUAGAUCCCAAGUUCAAAACAUAAGUCCUUAGUCUUACUUUUCCAAUACGUGCAGUUGAACAUAAUUGUUACUACAAGGCAUGGCUACAGAUUUAAAUGGUCUUGGAUUGCUUGGGCCAGGUUCAAAAAGUGUUUGAAAAACUGUCAGUGGCACUGAACUUACCUUGCCAAGCUAUUUCUGUUGCAAUUACGUGCACGUUUAUCAAACUGGCACUUCCGAUAAUGAAUUAUUUCAUUCUUGAAAUAUAAGUCUUUGUAAAGAACUUGAGCUCCUUCUUUGUUUUAAAUGUUGUAAUUGGUAACGUUACAAUAGAAAAGAAAUCCGUGGAUUCUGAAUGUAAAGUGCCGGUGUACUGCUGGUGAAGUAUUUGCCUG
This is a messenger RNA of Gavia stellata (red-throated loon), 5508 nucleotides long. It is a transcript of the gene USPL1, whose product is annotated as ubiquitin specific peptidase like 1. Bases 688 to 3966 code for a protein of 1092 amino acids. The record is from RefSeq and is a predicted model, not a curated record. Gene Ontology annotation, cellular component: Cajal body. Gene Ontology annotation, molecular function: SUMO binding. Lineage: Eukaryota; Metazoa; Chordata; Aves; Gaviiformes; Gaviidae. Gene Ontology annotation, biological process: protein desumoylation; Cajal body organization. The transcript has 8 exons.